AGCCGGGGGGGAGCGCGGUGGACGCCGCCGAUGCGGAGCGGGGCCGUCGCGGGCGGGUGUGGGCGGGAUGGCGGCGGUGCCGCUGCGGCCCUGCAGAGCCGCCGGCCGCCUCCUGCCGCUGCUGUGCGGCGGGGCAAGGAGCAAGGGAGCCUCCCUGAGCCCCGGAGUGCCCGGCCGCCUCUCCCAGCGGCGCUACAAGAAGGACGUGUUGCCCUCCCCCGAGGGGCCCGUGCCCUCCGUCUCCAUCACCGAGAUCCGGCAGUACCUGCGUGCUCAGGGCAUCCCCUUCCACGACGGCUACAGCUGCCUGCACACCCCCAGCCUCUUCACCAACGGGCGGGAGGACCAGCUGCCGUCUGCCGGUGCCCCGUACACGCUUUUCAUUGAUAAAACGACAGGCAGCUUCCUCUGCACGGCUACCCUGGCCGAGGGCACCUGGCAGGACUUCCAGGCCAACGUAGAGCUGCAGCACCGCGGCAUUCCUCCUGCCAGCGCAGAGGAGCCGGAGGGGGACGCACAACGGGCUCAUGAAGAUGCCCGCUGCAUCUGGGACCGGGCGUUGCCUCUCUGGGAGCUGCUGGAUGAGGAUGAGACCAACAAGACCAAGGCCAUGUUUGGCAUCUCCCUGGUGGCAGACGCCACCCUGAAGCGUUUUGGGGUGCGAUAUCUGAGGACUGCGAAGUCCCUUGUCUUCCCCUGGUUCAGUCCCCGCGAUGCAACCCUGAAGGGCCUGAAGCUUCUGAGGGUGGAGAAGAAGGGGGAUGCAACAGUUUACGUGGAAGAGACCUUACCCCGCUUUGAUUGCUAUCACAACCUCUUUGGGCUGCCACUGAUUGGCCGCCGGGACACAGAGCUGGUCUUAACCGGGUGGGAGCUGGAUGCCCUGGCCCUGCACCAAGCCACAGGGGUGGCCAGCCUGGCCCUGCCGCGGGGGGCUACCUGCCUGCCUCCCACCCUCCUCCCCUACCUGGAGCAAUUCAAACGCAUCACGCUGUGGCUUGGUGAGGACCUGCGCUCCUGGGAAGCUGCCAAGCUCUUUGCUCGGAAGCUGAACCUUAAGCGCUGCUCCCUGGUGCGCCCUGGCAACCUGCAGCCCCGGCCCUUGGAGGCUCUGAACCAGGGCCUGAACCUCACCAAGAUCCUGCGUACUGCCCUGCCUGCCAGCCACAAAUCCAUUGUCUCCUUCCGGCAGCUGCGCGAGGAGGUGUUCGGGGAGCUGGUCAACACCGAGCAGGUGGCCGGUGUCAAGUGGGCGCGCUUUCCUGAGCUCAACAAGCUCCUCAAAGGGCACCGCAGAGGGGAGCUCACUGUCUUCACAGGCCCGACAGGCAGCGGGAAGACGACCUUUAUCAGUGAGUACGCACUGGACCUGUGCAUGCAGGGGGUGUGCACCCUGUGGGGCAGCUUUGAGAUCAACAACGUCCGCCUGGCAAAGAUCAUGCUGACGCAGUUUGCUGCUCAGCGCCUGGAGGACCAGCUGGAGCUGUAUGACGAGUGGGCUGACCGCUUUGAGGACCUCCCGCUCUAUUUCAUGACCUUCCACGGCCAGCAGAACAUCAAGACAGUGAUCGACACCAUGCAGCACGCUGUUUACAUGUACGACAUCACCCACGUGGUCGUCGACAACCUCCAGUUCAUGAUGGGACACGAGCACCUCUCUAUGGACAGGAUCGCUGCCCAGGACUACAUCGUCGGUUCUUUCCGCAAGUUCUCUACAGACAACAACUGCCACAUCACGCUGGUCAUCCAUCCCCGCAAGGAGGAUGAUGAAAAGGAGCUGCAGACAGCCUCCAUCUUUGGCUCCGCCAAGGACCGUAAGCUGGUGACAGGGCCAGGGAAGCGCUUCUUGCAGGUGUCCAAGAACCGCUUUGACGGGGAUGUGGGCAUCUUCCCUCUGGAUUUCAACAAGGCCUCGCUUACGUUCUCGUCUUCUGGCAAAAGCAAGGUGAAGCUGAAGAAGAUGAAGGACGAGAAGGCGCUUUCAGCCAAGAAAGCUCAAGAGGGAGGCUCGGGAACCUCUAAGAAGCCGUGAGCCUGACAGGUCUCUUCCUCAGUCUGCCAGGAGUGCGGAGGGCUGGUACUGGGAGCAUGGGGCUGGGGUGUGUCAGCCCUUCUCCACUGGGAGCAGCAGCCACACACCGUGGUGGCCCUUUCUCCUGCGCGAACAAGCCUCUUGGUCACCAGCACAGUGCCUCUGAGGUGUAGGGCCACCGUGAGAGGAAACAUGGGCUCAAGCUGGAGAAGAGCGGCCAGGGAAAGGUGCUUUGUCAAAACCUGGCCACUCCAUGCUGGUGCUGAGUGCCAGAGCACAGCGGGGGGAGCGGAGUCAGCAUGGGCUGGGUGACAGGGGGCAGUGACCUGCAGCCUGGGACUUGGGGAUCUCUGGAUAUGGAAAUUGUGGCUAAAAUGGAGCCAAAAUCCUUGGCUAUCAGUGGUGGGAGGGACUGCAUAGAGGGACACAUGGUGGGCACCCACUGCCCCAGCACAGGUGGGGGUCUCUGGUCCCUGUCCUGGCUGAGAUGGAGCCAGAAAGUGGAAGGUGAUGGAGGAAAGCGUGGGAGGUUGUGUGCUCUCUGUGGCAUGUGGUGAGAGGGUGGGCACCAGACCUGUCACUGCUCUGGCAGGUUGAAAGCAGCGCUGGGGUCCUCCUGGCGCCUGCCCCUUUGCUCAGGGACCCCCGAGCCCCUUCUCAGGGCCAUCACCAGCAGUGAAACCAUGAGGCGGAGCAGCCUGGCCUUGCCCUGCCAGGCUUUGGGGCAGCCACCCCCGUGCCCUCUGGGCUGUGGGCAGCCAAUACUGUGACCUGGCCAGUCCUCGCUGUGGUAGGACACAUCCACGGCUGGAUCUUGGUCCAAUCCCUUUGGUUUUUUUCUCUUUCCUAGUUUUAUUAAAGCAGAAA
Cuculus canorus (common cuckoo) is the source of this 2899-nucleotide messenger RNA. It is a transcript of the gene TWNK, whose product is annotated as twinkle mtDNA helicase. Bases 68 to 2032 code for a protein of 654 amino acids. The record is from RefSeq and is a predicted model, not a curated record. Lineage: Eukaryota; Metazoa; Chordata; Aves; Cuculiformes; Cuculidae. Gene Ontology annotation, cellular component: mitochondrion. Gene Ontology annotation, biological process: mitochondrial DNA replication. Gene Ontology annotation, molecular function: ATP binding; 5'-3' DNA helicase activity; single-stranded DNA binding. The transcript has 5 exons.